Messenger RNA from Lentinula edodes (shiitake mushroom), 1257 nucleotides. RefSeq names its product ADP-ribosylation factor family-domain-containing protein. NCBI's taxonomy places the organism in Eukaryota, Fungi, Basidiomycota, Agaricomycetes, Agaricales, Omphalotaceae. Gene Ontology annotation, molecular function: GTPase activity; GTP binding. The transcript has 3 exons. The coding region runs from base 1 to 1257 and encodes 418 amino acids. The record is from RefSeq and is a predicted model, not a curated record.
AUGCUGAACCAACUUUUGGAUCGUUUUUAUCCUGCCAAGUAUCGCCGCAGAAUAGGUCUAUCGGGACUGGAUUACUGCGGAAAAACGACUCUAAUAAACAAGCUCAAAUACGGCAAAGUCAUCGAGACUAUCCCCACAAUAGGUCUGAUAUUCACCACUGCGAAUGUCAAUGUACCUACAUCUGAAGGCAUCCUACGGUGUACUGUAUGGGAGACGGGUGCUCCAGGAUGCAGUCCCCAGUCAUAUAGGAAUUUGAUCAAGUCGGUACUUACCCCGUCCGCCGCAAUUAUAUGGUUAGUAGACGGUCGUGAUCGUGAUAGGCUUGAGGAAAGCGUCGAGGAGCUUGAAUCCGUUAUGGAACCGGGUGGGGCUCAUACGCUUUCUGUUACUGCCCCCAUUCUAAUACUUGCAACCAAGCAAGACCUUCCAAAUACUGUACCAUUAGAAGAUAUACGUCGCAAGUUUAACCGUGCUAUAUCUGGACGCAAAGCCGUCAUCUUUGGAAUAUCUCUUGUUCAGGAGGGAUCGGACGGGCUUCUGUCCGCUUUCGAUUGGUUGGAAGCUGCUCUCAAGAACGCUCCGUCAUCUGAACCAUCCACUGUCCUGUCAAAUAGUUCCAAUCUUGCUUCGGAUCCCGAAGGAUCAUUCGAAAAGAAACUGAGCUCAUGGAUCUCCCGUGCGGAGACGGAUUCUUCACCGGAAGAGUUUCUUUCACAAUUCCAUGCUAUAAAUCUCCCAUCCUGGGACCAUUAUACACAUAUCCGCCUGGCGUACGUGAUUUUAACAACUUUCGGGCGACAGAAAGGCAAAGACAUGAUUUUUAGUGGAAUCGAGAAGUAUAUCCGCGAAAGCCCACAAACUCGCGGUCGAACUUUCCAUGUUACUAUGACCUACUUCUGGAUUCAGCUUGUGCAUUUUGGCAUCUGCAAUAUGCCGUCUUUUACCCCUGCUACGAGCACGAUGAAGGAGGAAAGUCACAAGGUCACUUACUCAUCUGAUGUAGAUGUAUCGACUGUAGCGGAAAGUUACCGGAGUUUCAGCUCGACUUCAAGUUUCACGCUUUUGCCAAGUCCUCAGACUGAAUUCGCGGGAUUUCUUCUACUAAAUCCCUUCGUCGCUCAGCCAAAUUUGUGGGAGGAGUAUUAUUCUAAGGAUGUUAUCAUGAGUCCUGAGGCAAAAAAGGGGAUGGUACUUCCUGAUAAGAAAUCGUUACCCAGCUUGGUGUAUCAUACAGUAAAAAGGUAUGCAGACAAUUGA